Stylophora pistillata is the source of this 3430-nucleotide messenger RNA. RefSeq lists its product as uncharacterized. The record is from RefSeq and is a predicted model, not a curated record. NCBI's taxonomy places the organism in Eukaryota, Metazoa, Cnidaria, Anthozoa, Scleractinia, Pocilloporidae. Gene Ontology annotation, biological process: negative regulation of DNA-templated transcription. Gene Ontology annotation, molecular function: chromatin binding; RNA binding; histone binding. Gene Ontology annotation, cellular component: nucleus.
UUGAUUGCACGCUGUUUGAACUGCAGACGACCCAUUCGUUAAGCUUCGUUCAUUCUCUCGUGAAUAGGACAGGAUGAGUAGCUCAGAAGAAUUGUCACAGUAUGAAGAACCAUCGACCAAAACGUCCAAAUCUUUGCAGCACAAAGAUAUAUCAGUGAUUCCAAGAGACAUGUAUGGUUUGUAUGGAGUGCAUGUGAGCAAUCUUCCAUCGGGUAUCUCUGAGGAACUUCUCGAGAAGACGUUCUCUUCUGUCGGUAAGGUUGCUGUUUGUAAAGUUAUGGAUCCAAAGACGCAUCCUGGAGGUUCUUUUCCAAUCUACGCAUUUGUCAAAUUUUCAAGCAGGAAAGAAGCCUGUGAUGCAUUGUCAAAAUUUGAUGGUUACACACUUAAUGAUAGCAUCUUAGCUGUCAGACCUGCUUACGUUUCUCAAAGAAUUAAAAGGAACCAACCACAGAGACAUCGCCGCACGGACGUGUUUUCUAACCAAAGCGAAAUUAAUGGAAAUGCGAAUAAAGAGCAAGAAACUCCGAGAAAAUCUUAUGUGAUGAGUUCGUCUGACUGUCGAUUGAGGGAUGGUAAGCUACAAGAAGGCGAUGUUGUGGUACAUAACGGGUCUUCCGCUAAAUCGUCUCCAACAAAGGGAUGUACCGAACAGAAAGUUGCUCCGCAGUUUAGAAAAAGUUCAUCACCUGAUGACUCAAAAAAAUUUCGAGUCGUUUGUCCAGAGAUAACAUCUGAUACAGCAGUCCAAGCUCACCAAAAAGGAAAUCAUGAUCGAUCAGGAAUUUCUUUUGGACAAACAUCAGAUAGGACUGACAGCUGUUCAAACACAAUAACGUCAGCGUUUCAUUUAUAUCAAGGAACAUCAGGAAUACAAAAGCAAUUACCAACCGCUUGUAAUGUUCAACCACUAAGCACAGUGGAGAAUGGAUUUACACAAAUGAACUCAGAUCUUUCUCAUUUGCAACUUUCUCCUUCAAGUUGUUGUAGUACAGAAAAUUACCCUCAAGGAAGUGAAGUUUUUUCAUGGAGGGGUGAUGUACCACAAGGUGCAACUGUUUGGAAUCCAUCCCCUUCUGGAGACACUGCAGUUGCUUACUUUAGCGACAGAAACAAGCCAGCCAAUAGCUCAGGCAGGAGCUGCCAAUCAGGUUCCAGUGUAGCUAGUUGGAGUACCACCGAUGUGGUGCAAUUCUUUUAUAAUACUGACUGUGCUGAGUAUGCAGGAUUCUUUCAAGAGCAGGAGAUUGAUGGCAGGGCUUUGAUGUUGUUGAAUCGUGAUACACUGUUGCAAUUUUUGAAAGUUGGACCAGCACUUAAAAUACUACAGAAGAUAGGCGAGUUGAGAUCAACGGGAUCGUCACUUGUCACUGGUGUGAAUGGCUGGUGAAAAAUUUUGUUACUUCUCAGCCAAUUUGGAUGUGGAGGGGGGAACAAGAAUUGCCUAAAAAUUAAUUGAGACGUUUUUGGGUAAUCAUUUUUCCAACUUCCUACUGAAGACCAAUCUGGUUGUGGUUGCAGUUCUAUGGAUCCUGUUAAACCAUUGACAAGGAAGGGUCUCUACAUUAUUCAUUACAAAAGACUUGGGAAGUUGCUCAUCAUUUUUCAAGGCUGUUCUCUUUACAUCUCCUAAGGAACUGAUAGGAAGAAUUUGCUUUAGUUUUGGCGUCACCCUCAUUUUUGAUUUAGGGGUGAUAUUGUAGGGAGACAUUACUGGGGGUACAUACUAGUCACCCUAAGGGGUUAAAAGGUUGGUGAAAUUUUCACACUUUUUUUGAAACCAUCCUCUCCAUAUUACUCACCUUGAAUGUAAAAGAAGUCUUUAAAAAGGUUAAGUAAAGCUACUGAAUUGUACAGUUUCAAGAGAGUGGGAACCCUCUAGCUGUACCUUAACGAGUUGGCAUUUCUCCUUGUUUCUAUCUACUGUAAUGCAUUUUAGAAUGACAUUUUUGAUUUUAUAACUUAAUCUUAGAGGAUACUCGGAGUGUCAAUAAUAUACAAGUUUCAUUCUGAACACUUCACUGCGAGGUAACUCUGUUUCGUAUACUUGCAAGAGGGUAAUUGUGAAGAAGAGCUCCCCGAAAACCUGUCGGCCAACUAUCAGUCAACUGUCGGCCAACAGAUUACUGACAGGUUACCAACAGGCUACCGACAGCUAACUGACAGGCUUAAUUGGAAUCUCUGGCUUGUAUGAGACCUGUCCAGGAAAUGGAGAAGUAGUUUUACUGACUCUGUUGCCUAAUAGUACUUUGUUGACAAGAAUCACAUGGGCUACUUAGGUUUGUGGUGUGGGAUAUCUCACCCUUUUUUAGAAUGAUUUUGAUGCUUUAUUUUUUUCAUAGAAUACUGUCCAUCAUUAAGUUAAAAAAAUUGCUGAAUCAUCUUGCUAUGAGACUCAUUACAUAAUGUUUGCUGUUAUGGAUUCAUACAAGUAUUAUCUUUCAUUAUUUGUGGAAGUGGUUUCUGUAUAUUUUAUGAAAAUAUCCAUCUGUGAAUGGUAGGAGCUAAAAUUAAAGAGUUAAGUUGGAAAGCUCUGCCUUUAACAAUAUUUAAAUUAUUUGACUUUCAGAGAACUAUUAUUUUCAAAUAUAUUUUCUACUCAAGUUCAAAUGUGAGUUGGGUUGUUGAUGUAUUUGAUUUUUUAUUUCAUUAGGCUUAUUUUUCAUAACAUACCCAUGUUUCAGUGAUAUCUCUUGUUAUACAUUAUGUGCGUAACUAGUGGCUUGUGUUUUGUUAGAUUUGUUUGAUCUUCAUACUAGCUCAUAAUUCAUUUUUGUAUGCUAUUUCACUUGUUUCCACAAUUGAUUCCUCAUGGUGGUUAAAUUGCUCCAAAGGGGAAUGUUUUCUUUGCCCAUGCAUUUGUUUAUUCCAUCUUUUGGUUAGAUCUGCUUCAAUUAGGCAAACCAUUGAUAAUGGAGAUAUUGAGCAGCAUUUUUGACACUGAUUUUAAUGUGUCAUUCCAUUCAUUGGUUAAGAAGCAUAUAAUCUUUUAAGUUAAUGUUAAUUGCUUCUGAUGGGAUUUAUUACGGCAAUCACCCUUGCUUAGCUUAAAUCUAUUCUCUUGUUCCAGUUCUGUGACAUUGAGAGCUAAUGUAACUUUUGUUUUCAUAACUUCAUCUCUUAUUUCACUAUCAAAAUAAUAUAUUGUAUUAUUGCAACUUUAAUGUUUUUUUUAACAAUGAUUUAGCUGAAAGGAUGCUUGUUUGCCUUAAUUAAUAAUUUUAGCCAAUUUAUUUGUUUUUAGUGUCAACAUCCUCAGCAACAAACAGACUGUUUGAAUUUGUAAUUCGUGAAGAUGUGGUUUACAAGAUUUUUUUCUGCUGAAUUUGUCUGAUCCUCUUUCUAGCUCUCAUAAUUGUACAGCAGUAAGUUUUUGCAGAUUUAUCACCAGGAGCUUCUUGUCUCUGUAGAGAACUUGGAUUGUCUAAUU